AUGGACCUGAGGAGGCAUUGCAGCAGCUCCAUCCCAGACUAUUCAGAGGAUACAUUUACGUCUUUCAGUGAAGGAGAGGAGGAAACCUACAGACAAUAUGAAAAUGACCCAUUUGAAUCUUAUUACUCUGGAGAGGAGUCAGAAUGCCGUGCUGUGUUGGAUCUGUCUGAAAGCAUAUGGCAAUCAUCAAGUCAAAAUGAUGAAGGUGUGUUAGGUUCCCUAUGCAUUUUUAUCAGUUCUUCAUUCAAUCCUAUGAUUAGUGGGAGGAGACUUAGAUCAGCAAAAAUGCAAAGGAAAGCAGAAGGGGGGAAGACAGAGAAAGGGAAACGUCAUUUGCAGUGUUCACAGCAGAACACUCAGAAUACUGGUUUACCAGGUCAGAAUGUUAUUUUUGCUGAAGACACUUAGCAAUACUGUACAGGAAGCAUUAUGCACCAAGGAGGAAGUGUAGAUGUUUAGUGGUGGUGACGGUAGGAAGACCUUCCGUCUUCCAUAUGUCUUGGGUUCACCUGAGUAAGUGCAGGUGACCACUAACUUCCCUUUGCUAGGGUGACAAUUGUGGACAGACAAAGCUCUUUGCUAAUGUAAGAGAAAGGCAGAGAUGUAGGAGGCAACUAAUACAGGAAAAGCUGAGGAAUCCUACACCCAUUUCAGGUUCUGUACUUGUGCCAUCCUUUCACACCAGUGAUAACUACUUGAGCAAAACAGUGUGGAAGGCUCUACACACAUUUUCCUCAUACAAGCCUGCUCUUAGUUCAUGUUGUACAGCCAGACCAUUCAGCCCAGGCUAACAGUGGCUGCAUGCCCAUGUGUUGCAGCAGCAGGGAAGGGUGGGCAUGGCAAGAGGUGGUAGCUGUUCUGUAUAAGCAUUAAUGUGAAAAGUGGAUGACAUGCCAUCUAAAGUAUAUUUACGCAGAAGAUUAGCCCUAAUGAGUUCACCAGCACUCAAUUUAAGGAGAGCAUAGGAUUGCAGCCCUACUGUUCAUCCUGUGUACAUUUAAUUGAGCGUAACAUCUAUUGUGCAUGGAAUGAAUAUGAAUAUAAGAAGUGUGGGGGCUAAACUGGACCUGCACCUGGUUCUAUGUCAGGUGGCUUUCCUUCUUUGAUUCCUGUGAUUUCCAGGGCAUGUACAUUACAGAAAAGUUGCCCGGUGUGAAGGCCUGUUUAUUCCUCCUUUGUGUGUGUGUGCAUGUUUUACUCUGUUCCAACACUGUCCUCCUACAUACAUUGCCUUUCCCCCCCCAGAUCAAAAAUCAGAAGUUUUGGAAUCUGCAGUUGUAAGAGAAUAUUUAACUAGAAAAUGGAUCAGUCUCCUGAAAGAAAACAAAGCUAGCACUCGGCUAGCUAAACCUGCCAUUGAACCAAUUAACAGUGAGUCAAUUUUUAGAUGUGACUUGUAAAUCAAUAAAUCAUUCAAUCAUUUAUUCAUUCAUUCAUGUAGUCCAUUUGACUGUUGGACAGUCUGUACUCACUUCCAGUCUUCUUCUUCUUCCCUGCAAAGGAUUUGAACAUCAUUUCUAAGUGAGGCCACCACUGCAACUCAAAGAAGCUUGCAGGGACUUCCUUCUUUCCCCUGAUAAGCAUCCUCUUUCUGCUUUUCAAAUUCCCCAGCUUCAGUUCUUUGAAAUAAUUUGUGGGCCUGGUGUCUUUUGGGCAAGGGGGAGGGAGUGAAUCUGCCCAGUAGAUUGUGACUCACCUCCACCACCAUUAUUCCUAAUCUGUCCUUCACCCUAAGGUUCUAGGGUACAUUACAACACACUAGUAAAAACCAUGUCGGAGUGAGUUCUGGAAGACCUGCUCCCUGCCUUGCAAGCCUCCUCCAUCUGGCCUGGGAGGUAGGGGCCCUGACUGACAAAAGCUGAGGCUUUUGGGGUGGGAUAUUGUUUAGUGGUUUUUGUUGGGGGGAGGUGUCACUGUGAGUUUUUUGUAUGUUUAUAUUAGAUACUGUGAUUUAUUUGGAAAUUGUUCAGGUUGGUUGUGUAUUUUCAAAUAUUUUAGGUAUUGUUUAACUAUUUUUGUUAUGUUGUAGUUACGUAUUUUUUCAUGUCUUGAGCAUGGUUUGAACUGUGCAAAGGUGGCAUACAAAGAUGUAAAAACAGAUUAAAGCAAGUUACAGUCAUAGAAAUUGUUUACUCAGAGGUCUCAGGCAAAUGUCCAACAACCAGAGAUGCUUUAAAAAAUUAAUUGGAAUUGCCAGGGAAUGAAGUUGGAACAUAUGCACACACAGUGCAUGCCUGUCUUGCCCUUAUUGGCUUUUUGGUCUUUUGGCCCUUAUCUCAGCUGCUUUGUGAGGAGGCCUUUGUGUGAUACAGUGUGACCAUUUUAGCUGUUUUCAUUCUUGGAAGUUUUUGCAUUUUUAUUUCGUCAUAGCAUUUGGGUGCUUCCCAAGUUUAAGUGUGUGCAUUUGAAGCAAUGAUUCAAGUGAAUAAGUUGAUGCAAAUGCAGCUGGUAGGUCAAGGGUGGGGAACCUCUGGCCAAGCCAUGCCUGCUGGCCUUUCACUUGACAUCAUAUAUUACUUAAGGUAGGGCAGGUAAGGACAUGGCUGGGCCAAAGUGGGUUUGCAUGGGCAAAAAACAGCUCACAUGCAGUGUUGUAGCUAGUAGCUCGGUUACCUAGGGCGGUGCGUGUGGGCGGACACAAGCCCCAUGCUGCUGUUUCGGGCAGCGCACAGCCUGCAGGCGCCCAAGCCACUGCAUCACUCCCAGAAGAGACUAGUGGCUCGGGCAGGCCCCAUGGUAAGUGCCACCCCCCACACUGUGGUGCCCAGUGUGCCCUGCUCCCACACACCCCUACCUACGCCUCUGCUCACAUGUCAUCAUUGUACUCCAUCCAACUGCUAAACCUGAUAAUAAUAAUAAUAAUAAUAAUAAUUUAUAUGCUACCCAUCUGAUUGGGUUGCCCCAGCCACUAUAGGUGGCUUCCAUCAAAUUAAGGCAUCAAACACAGCAAAACAUCAAACAUUAAAAACUUCCCUAUACAGGGCUGCCUUCAGAUAUCUUCUAAAAGUCAGAUAGUUGUUUACAUUCCACAGGGCUGGAGCCACUGCUGAGAAGGCCCUUUGCCUGGUUCCCUGUAACUUGACUUCUCACAGAGAGAGAACCGUCAGAAGGUCUUUGGAGCUGGACCUCAGUGUCCGGGCUGAACUAUCUAUGGGGGUGGAGACGCUUCUUCAGGCAUGCAGAGCUUAAGCCAUUCAAGGCUUUAAAGUUCAGCACCAACACUUUGAAUUGUGCUCGGAAAUGUACUGGGAGCCAAUCUAGAUCUUUUUGGACUGGUAUUAUAUGGUCCCGGCAGCCGUUCCCAGUCACCAGUCUUGCAGCCUCACAGAGGAUUGAGGAGAUAAAAAUCGAAAUCCAGUUCCACACCCCUGUGCUAGAUGAUUGACUGGAACUAGCUGCAUGGAAUGUGUCUUGUUGGUGGUGGACAUAUUUCCAGUGGCUUAUUGUAUAUUUAUUAGGGUUGCCAUAUGUCCGGAAUUUCCUGGUUAUAGCUGGUAUUCAGCCCUCAUAAACAGCGUCUGGGUGGAAAUUGCUAAAAUGUCCAGGAACAUCUGGACAUAAGGGAGUCCAUGUUGGAAGUGUAGAUUUUGGCGAAUUUCAUCAAAACCAAACCAAAAAAAAGCUCACCCCCCCCCCCUUUGAGAUUUUGCAGGAAAAGUUCAACAGCUUUGGGCAAAACUAAAAAUGACUUUGCCCAUCCAAAAAGAAAGCUAAACAAUUUUGUGCUGUGUCCAGAUUUUCACUUUUUGAAAUAUGGCAACCCCAUAUUUAUGGGUACAUAAAUCUUGAUUUUAACUGUUAAAGCCUCUAUAGAAAGCUUUGACAACAAGCACCAGCCUACAGAAUUCUGCCUUCAAAAGUGUUAGCAUAGGUUCCUUGACUUGGCUUUCUGAUCUUCUAGCAAAAACUCUAUUAAAUUGUGUUAUGUUUGGAUCAACCAAUAUAGUCACACCAGUAGCAUCUUGCGAAUGCCCCUUUGAAGACAGAACAGUAAAAUAACUGCAUAUGCUUUUAUAUUCUAAAGCCCCAAAAUGCAUCCCUGGGUUUUAAUAAAUGCUGGAAACUACAGCCACAAGAGCCUCUUACAAUUUGUUUUAUCCACUUGGAAUUGGUAGGGGCAGCUUCUUAAUCGUUUUUAUGCAUAAUUGAAGAUUAGCUGCAGGAUAAUUAAGGCCUACUCACUAAGCCCAGGAAAACAUAGCAAAGAUUAUGGGAUAAUACAUACAGUGACUUGCGAUCUCGAUCACACGCUGUCUGUACAGUGGUACCUCGGGUUAAGUACUUAAUUCAUUCCGGAGGUCUGUUCUUAACCUGAUACUGUUCUUAACCUGAAGCACCACUUUAGCUAAUGGGGCCUCCUGCUCUGCCAUGCUGCUAGAGCACGAUUUCUGUUCUCAUCCUGAAGCAAAGUUCUUAACCCGAGGUACUAUUUCUGGAUUAGCGGAGUCCGUAACCUGAAGCGUCUGUAACCUGAAGCGUAUGUAACCCACUGUAGUCCAUUGGCAGUAGGAGUACAAUAUGGGCAUGUCUUUAAGUUAACACCUUACAUUAGAAACUUGACAGUACCAAAUUAUCAAAGGUUAUUCACCAAAGCCAGACUAAACAUAUUUCCUUCUGCAGUGUUGGAUGGCAGGUUGAGAGGUGUUCUCUACCAGGAUAGACUGCUCGUGUGCCCAAGACAUCGAUUCUAUACAACAUAUUUUGCUGCACUGUUCGAAAUACGAGCAAGCCAGGGUUGAACUGAUACUACCCUUGCUGGAACCUUUCCCGGGAAAAUCAGAGGCUCACUAUGUCAGGUUCCUAUUGGAAGACCGGACAAACGCUAGAACAUUAGCAAUGGCGAAGUUUUUAUCGGUGGUUGCAUGAACCAAUGAUACCUAUCUCUAAGUAUGAACAAAAUGUUUGUUUAAGGUGGAGGUAGGCUGUCUGAAUUGUGUAUUGCUUUGUAACGUUUUGUUGGGUCUCUGGACCGUAAUAAUGAUUGAUUGAUUGAUUGAUUGAUUGAUUCAUUGAUUGAUUGACAUAGCAAUUUGUACGUUUGAAGUAUCCCUUUUCAGGUAAUGCUGCAAAAUAAAAAAAUUAAUCCAGCCUUUGAGUGAUACUGUGAAAGAUGACUCAAAUGUUUACUUAUGAAAUGCCCUAGAUAGCAGUGUGCUUGAAAUUACCCAUUGAGGUUCCCUGAACGAACAAAUGUCCAGAAACCCUGCUGAGAAAUCCCUUUAAUAUUUUCAAGGUGUUUUGCAAUAUCUGUUACAAACUUUGAUUUUGGGCAUGUUGUGAUUGCCAGCAACACAUUUUCCUCUGUUCCCCUGUUUAUGUAUAUUUCGUUUAAAUCCAAUGAUAGAUAAUUCGUUAUAGUUUGGUUGGUCAUUAUCAAGGUAUUGCCCUUCUGUGGGUUUUAUAUAUAUAUUUCUAUUGGGCCAACAUGGCUUUCUGUGGCUCUUGGCAUAAAUUAUAGUGGUACCUUGGGUUAAGUACUUAAUUCGUUCCAGAGGUCUGUCUGUUCUUAACCUGAAACUGUUCUUAACCUGAAGCACCGCUUUAGCUAAUAGGGCCUCCUGCUGCUGCUGUGCCGCCGGAUCACGAUUUCUGUUCUCAUCCUGAAGCAAAGUUAACCCGAGAUACCACUGUACAAGGAAUGUGAAAUACAAUCAACAUAGGCUGGCUUAUUUGUAAAUCCCAUUCAAUUCAGUGGUCUUGUACCAGAUCAUUACUUGGAUAAGGUCUAUAGCUUUCUUUUUAAUUCCAUUUUUCAAAUGACCCUCUGGGUCCUCUCCUGGCACCAGCUGUUCACUGGGAAGGGAGGGGAAACCGUUUCUGCAGAUUUAUCUUCCUUGAAAAUACAGGUAGCCGUUUACACAGAGGUUACUUUCGAAGGCACCAUGCGCUGGUGAAAUAAUAUAUAAUCGAAACCCAUUGAAAAAGGCUGCAAACACCCCACUCUGCCCCCAUAUUGAAUGUGCGUAAAUGGGGGCUGCCUGUAUGCAUAAAAUAGUCUCUGCAGCUUGCAAUUGCAGCGGUGGAAGACAGAAGUGCCUGGCGUGCUCUGGUCCAUGGGGUCACGAAGAGUUGGACACGACUAAACGACUAAACAACAACAACAAUAUCUGGGAUGCAGUUGAAUUUUGUAGUUUGAUGCUUUAAGUAUCUGUUAGAGAGGGUUUGCAGUUCAGUAGUUAGUAGAUAUUAUUUGCAUUCUUCUGCUGAGAUUGUGGAUUUCUUUUUUGCCUUUUCCACAGUUGUUGCAGAUAAAAAAGAGUGUUGGAGAGUUUUGGUUUCUUUUUUUUUUACAAACUUUGUAAAAAGUCUGCGAAAUAAAUGACAGGUGAAACCAGCAUUUUCAUAGAACUGUAGAGUUGGAAGGGACCCUGAGGGUCAUCUAGUCCAACCCCUCAUUUAAAAACAAACAAACCAGAAAAGCACUAGCAUUGUAUAUGAAUAUAAUUUAUUUAAGGUUGACCAAUGAAAAUAAAAUUUUAAAGAAUCUAACAUACAUAGGAUCUUAAUAAGAUAAAAAGAAAUCAGAAAGCAAUUACAACCUUCUAAGAGAAAUUGCAGUGUUUAGAAAUUUUGCAACUUGCUUUGUAAAACAGCAACAACAAUAAUUAGAGGACCACCACCCCCGCCAAACAAUCAACAGAGACUCUUAAAAUCAUCCUAGAGAUUAUUUUGCCCACCAUUAAAAAACAGUGACUACAUAUAAACAAAGCAUGAGGCACUACUCCACCUCUUCUUUAUUACAAAGAAACCAUCUGCUUUCUAUAGGAGCUUCUUGCAGCUACCCUCUAAAAACAUUGAGGAUAAGGUAUUAAAGUUUGUUAUUAAAAAAAAGUUUUCCUGUAUUUCAGAACAGAUACCCAGUUCGAAUAAGGUAUACCAUUCUCAUAAAUAGAGGCAGGUAAACCCUGCACCCAGGGCUUGGACUGCCAAACUUGUCAGCAGUGCACCUGUGGAGCUACAGGUCCCCAGCUGAGCAUAGCUAGGGCUGUGAGCAUGUGGCCCUCUUGCAAAAGUCCGCAUCCCACUGGUGGUCUGUUCAGGAAGGGGAGAAAGAAGCCCUCUCUCAUCUGUCAUGCACGGAUGAGCUGUUUUGGUUAUUAUUUAUAUGCAUCCAAAGCCCCAGCUGUUUAACACAUAAUCUGUUGGAUUAGAGCCUAAUAGCUGCCUAGAAUUAUUUUCUGAAUAUUUUUUCAUGUAUUUUCCUCAUGCACAUUGUAAUUUCUGAUUUAAAAGGAGUCAAAUUAAGCAAUUAUCUGAAACUGUUUUCAUUAAUGUCUGCAUUGAGGGUAAUUCUUGUGUCACUUUUAUUUACCACAUUUCCAUUUUCUUUUAAUUACCACAAAUUCUGCUGUAAUAUCAAGCAUCUAAUUAUUCUUUUGAAACACAUGCUUUCCCCUUUGUUCUAGGGCUUUUUAUUUUCAGUUGUUUUCAUGGAGAGGCUUGCAGUCUGCAUAGAGCGUAUUGUACACUCCGAGUUUUGGGAAUACUAAUUCCAUCAGGUUGCACAGAUGGGAGUUGGAGGAGUCUUUUCCUGCCUCUUCAAGUAGUCAUAUUUAUAUGUAUGUAUUUUUUUUGCUGGUGCAAUAUUGACAGAAAUUAUUGAGGUAUCUGAGGAAGAACUGAGCGCUCUACAAUCCUUUUGUGCCAUCAAAAUAAAUCAGCUCCAUCAUAUGCCAAGCCCAAUGCCAUUGAAGAGGAGCAAGCAUAAUGAACAGAGGCAUGGAUUCACUUCAGAGAAGCCGUUGACAUUUGAUUUGAAUUGCACAGUCCCUGAUCAACUACUGAACAGACUCCGUCUGAAAAAUAUCAAGGAGAUACUGAAACAGGUACCAAAAGAAGGAAUGGAUCUGUUUUUGGUUCCAGGGAAUGUUCCUGGCAAAUGUUGAUUAUCUUUGCUAAUACAGAUGUUGAGACUUGACUGGUACUGAUCCUUUUAUGUAUAUUAUUGUCAUUAAAUGACAAAGUUCUUUUCGUAACACUGAAACUAAAACAUGAGGUUGGGCUUGUUUUUUCCUUGCAUUACUAAUGCAAUCCAUAUUUGAACCAAACUAUUUUUGUUUACCAUCACAUGAUCUCACAAAACACAUUAAUGUUUACAUUAGUGCAACUCAGCUCUCUUACAGUUUUUUAACAUUCAUGGUAUUGGGAGUUUGUUUUUUAAAAAUGAGGCAAAGCAAAUUUGUGUUGUGAUUAAUUUAAUUAACUCAAGUUCUUCUUUAGUGCCUUUUUUGUUUCAGACUACUCUUGAGUAUGGGCAGGGGUACUCUGUGAUGUCAUGAUUCCAAAAAGAUGGUGAUGGUAGUGCAAAAAUCGCUCAUUCCAAGUCUUGCUCAUUCAAUUUUGUAUGAAAGAUUAAAUGCCCCAAAAGCACUAUAAGAAUGUGUCCUUAAAAGAGGACUUGUACCCAGAUCAGCAAAACCCAAGCCCAAUUCUCUGUGUGAUUGGGAAGCCAAAUGCAGUUAUGAGUUUCAGGGAUGCCCUUGAAGGAUGUUCUGUCUUCUGGCCACAUCCUCUGUUCUUCAAAGAGCCCUCCUUUUCACAGGGAUGUGGUGGGAUAGAUGAGAUGUGUAAAACACAGUGUUACCCAGUAAAUAAGCAUUAACAGCUCUGUGGUAUUUGAUAUGUGGUUGUCUUAUGCAGGAAUUUGAUAUGUGAUUGUCUUAUGCAGGAAUCUUAUGUGUAGGUCUUAUGUGUUCAUAUGGAGGACUUUGGUAAAAUAAGCCUAAAUUGCUUAUUCUUGGUCCAGUAGUGAACCCACAUUAAUGCAUGACUUAUAACAUUUAACCUCACAAGCCACAUAAGUGGGAAUAUAUACUUGAACUGUGCAGCAAUCUGUCCUCCAGUUUUCCAACGGUUUCUUGCCCUGCAAAAAAAAAGGCUUUAAUUCUUCUGCCUCAUUCUCAGGGCACUUUACAGCGCAGUCCUAACACUGCCUGCUCAUAGGUAAGUAUAAACUGUGUUAUUCCCAAACAAGCAUGUGUAGGAUCAGAAACUUAAUAAGUGUUUCAGGAUUUCUUUACAGUGGAUCCCUUGUUAAAAAAAGUUAGUCUUUUUGAUACCUUUCGGUGGCCAAAAGUUUUGGGCAUGUUUGCUUACUACAGGAAAAGAUGGGUACAUACCAGCCAUUAAAAUACAAUAGCUUCAAAAGAAUAAGACCAGCCUUAAGUGAAACAGAGGUAGUCUGACUGCACGGGGUAUUACAUGGGGGCAAAACAAAUGUACAUUUAAAAAGUAACUUGGACUUGGUUAUUGAUCUCAUUGUGUGGGGAAAGUUUUUUCAUUAAGUAGUUUGCAUUGCCUUGGAGAGCAUGGCAUGUAUAAAAGUUAGACAUAGACAGUAUUUUAAUGAUUUUAAUAGCUAUUUCUUACUUUGCUCUCAGGUAGCAGACACUGAAAUGCAUCAACCUUCACAAUGUGCCCAUUGCACCAAGAAAAGGGCAGAGCUGGCUGAUGAUGCAUUUCUCCGACGAUGGAAGGCCUUGAUGGAAGAGGUUUUACUUAAAGAGAAGUUGGAAGAGUACAUGUAUACCAAAGUAAGUCAGGAUUUAGGUGGAGAGAGAGGUAUUUUAACAGCCUAACAAAUAUAUAUAGAUGAAUUAGAUUCCUGUAUCGCAGGGGGUUUAACUAGAUGGUCCUCAGGUGCCUCCCAACUCUACAACUCUGUGAUUCUAUGAGUAUGCUUAUUUACAAAACUUUGGAUUGCCCCAGGUGUCCAUGCAAACCUUUUGUUAGUGGUUUAUGGCAGACAAAGCAGAAUAAAAAGAAAGCAGCUCCCUUCCAGUUUGCAAAGCUUUCCUGUUUAAUUCUUGUUAGGUGGUCCUUGUUCCUGUCAGCUGCAUGCAGUUGCUCUCUCUUUCUGUUUUGCUCUUUUGCAGCAUGUGGAAGAUUGACACUUUACUUUACUGCACAAACUUCAUGAACAAAACAUCCCCCUUGUUUCCUCUCUGUUCAGCUUGCAAGUUUUGUUCAGGACUCAGAAAAACUGGCUUUCUUGUUUUUUUAUCUCGGUGAAAUGGUUGUGCAAAUUCCCCAUGUGCAAAUUCCCAAUUUGCUGUACUUACCAAUUCUAUGAGGGACGCAAGUGGCGCUGUGGGUUAAACCACAGAGCCUAGAACUUACCAAUCAGAAGGUCGGCUGUUCGAAUCCCUGCAACGGGGUGAGCUCCCGCUGCUUGGUCCCUGCUCCUGCCCACCUAGCAGUUCAAAAGCACAUCAAAGUGCAAGUAGAUAAAUAGGUACCACUCCGGCAGGAAGGUAAUCGGCAUUUCCGUGCGCUGCUCUGGUUUGCCAGAAGCGGCUUAGUCAUGCUGGCCACAUGACCCGGAAGCUGUACGCCAGCUCCCUCGGCCAACAAAGUGAGAUGAGCACCGCAACCCCAGAGUCAGUCACGACUGGACCUAAUGGUCAGGGGUCCCUUUACCUUUACUUUACUUUACUUACCAAUUCUAGCCUGUAUUGAUAGCUUUAGGGCAGCCUUCCUGAAUGUGAUGCCCUCCAGGACUGCAGCUCUCAUCAGCCGAGCUAGGACAGCUGAGCAGGAGACUAGUUGUAGUUGUAGCCCAAAAUAGCUGAAGGGCACCAGGUUAGAGAAGACUUCUCUAGACAUUUCCUGGGAUGCUCCAGCCAUUUCCUUCUCUGUGGUCCAAGCCCCCGUUUGGGAACUGAUUUAACUGUUCUAUUUCCAAAUAGCAUUGCUUUUAUUUCCAUUUCUUUUUUUCCCUAAGCCCCAGUUGCAGAUGGGGGAAAUCAUGAUCAGAAGCGCAGGGAAGGGAGUGUUGAACCAUUUCCCCAGCACAACCAUCCCACUGAAAAUUCUACUGCAAUCAGUGCAGUAGCAUUCUGUAAGAUAUAAAUGGAGAACACAAGAAGAACUCAAUUACGGUUACUAUGGGCACAGUCUAUGAACAAAUGAACCUGGCAUGCACCAAGUCUGUCUACUUGAGCCUGUUUCUGUCCUCAUACUAGCAGCAGUACUUCCAGGUUCUAGGCAGAGGGGAUUUUCUAGCCCUGUUACUGAGAAUAACCUUUAAUGGAAGGCACCAGGGUUUGGACCUGGGACCCUCUGCAUGUUCUCUUCCACUAAGCCUUGCUGUCUCCUUGGUACAGGGAUUUUGUUGAUAUAAACUUCGUUUGCUCAUGCAUUUCCCCGCUGUGUUUUCUUGCUGAUGCUCAAAAUGUAUGUCACUGUCCUGGAUAAUAACCUGUAUUUGCUUAAUCAGUUUUAUAUUGCUUUCACAAUAUAUCCAGAGUGCUCAGGGUAGGGAAUAGCAGUCAUACAUUUAAUGGAAGAGUGGGUGUUCAAUAGAACUCAUUGUGCUGAAUGUUGUGUCUGGUAUCUUAUUCAUGACACAUGAACAGUACAUGAAUUAUUCAUGGUACAUGAAUGUUACAUGAUAGUAAUACUAUAAAAUACUUUCAGUCCUCAAAGCAUUUUGUAUACAUUAUCUAGUUGCUGUAUUUGAGGCAGCCCUGUUAAGUCAGUUUUAUUGGUUUGUUUAUUUAUUUGUUUAGGAGUAUUUAUACCCCGCCUACUAACCAAAGUUCUCAAGGCAACUUACAGUAUAUAUUCAAAUAAUUAAAAUAGAUGGUGAUACAGAAGUCACUAGAGCAGAGCAAAGUUUGUAAAUCCCCACUGCUGCUCUUCUCCAGCAUUCCAGCAAAUGCCAUUCAGCAACUGAACCUUCUUGCUGUUGAAGAGGCUAAAUGUCAGCCACAUACAGGCCUGGAUGUCCUCACUGGGUGGCUGCUACUGAUGUCUCUCCCAGUCCCUGCCCUGGGUGCCUCCCUCCCAGUUCUCAGCUAGAAGGUCAAGCAGUCUUUAAUUCAGUCCAUGUCUCUUUUGGUCUAGGGGUUUCAGGACAACACUUGAAGGGGUUCCCUUCAUGGGGCUUGUGGCGGCCCUUCUUGGGAGCCUUGGUCCCAUGUUGCAGAUGGGAUGGGCACUGAAGUUGAGAGCUCACCUAGUGAGCUCAUGGAAGAGCAGGGAUGGUGAACCUGUUACCCUCUAGGAGUUAUUUGACUUCAACUCCCAUCAGCUCCAGCCAGCAUGGCUCAGUGGUCAGAGAUGAUGGGAGUUGUAGUCCAGAAACAUCUGGAGGGCCACAUGUUCCCCAUCCCUGUGAUAGAGACAAGAUUCAAACCAGAAACUUCUGGAUUCAUAGUUUAGUUUCCUAGUCAUUAUGCUGCAAAGAUGAAUAGAAUUUCAUUUGUUCUUCCAUACUCUGGAAUUAAGGUAUAUGCAAGGGAAUUACAGCUGUAGCGAGCAUUACCACAUUAAAAAAAGUAAUGGCAAGAAGCUUUUGUCCGAAGGAAAACCUCUCAUCAAAUCUUUCUCUCCUUCUAGGAUUCUCUCACCCUCAUUGGAGAAAUACACAGAUGUCUUCCGAAGCUGUCUGAGGAUCCCAGGAACAUAUGGCAGGAACUGAAUGAGAGAGGUCUGAAAGUGUAA
This is a messenger RNA of Podarcis lilfordi (Lilford's wall lizard), 12447 nucleotides long. The record is from the annotation of a GenBank genome assembly. Lineage: Eukaryota; Metazoa; Chordata; Lepidosauria; Squamata; Lacertidae.